UACAUAACCUUGACUUAAUGCUUUGUUAUCCUUACCUUGUUUAGUGUUAUAAUCACCUCCUCGUAUCUUUCAAAAUCACCCAAUUCCUAGACCUCAAAAUUGAUUAUCCAGAAAAGCCCUUGUACUAAAUCCCUGUAUACACAUUUUUUCUGUAUCCAACAGGAUUUGAAAUUCAGAGGUUUUGACAAUGGCAACGAAUUCUUCUAAUGGAGACCAUCAAAAAGCAACAAAGCAACCUCCCUUGCCAUCUCCUUUGCGUUUUUCCAAGUUCUUUCAGUCCAAUAUGAGAAUUCUGAUUACUGGAGGAGCUGGAUUUAUUGGCUCUCACCUAGUUGACAGAUUGAUGGAAAAUGAAAAAAAUGAGGUCAUUGUUGUUGAUAACUUCUUCACUGGCUCUAAAGACAACCUUAAAAAAUGGAUUGGUCAUCCAAGAUUUGAGCUGAUUCGUCAUGAUGUCACGGAGCAAUUGUUGAUCGAGGUUGAUCAAAUCUAUCAUCUGGCAUGCCCAGCUUCUCCGAUAUUCUAUAAAUACAAUCCUGUAAAGACAAUAAAGACAAAUGUAAUUGGAACGUUGAACAUGCUUGGGCUUGCUAAGCGUGUGGGAGCAAGGAUUUUGCUUACAUCUACUUCAGAAGUAUAUGGGGACCCUCUUGUGCAUCCUCAACCAGAAAGCUAUUGGGGCAAUGUUAACCCUAUCGGAGUUCGCAGUUGUUAUGAUGAGGGCAAGCGUGUGGCAGAAACUUUGAUGUUUGAUUAUCAUAGGCAGCAUGGAAUAGAAAUACGCAUUGCAAGAAUCUUUAACACGUAUGGACCACGCAUGAAUAUUGAUGACGGGCGUGUUGUCAGCAACUUCAUUGCUCAAGCAAUUCGUGGUGAACCCUUAACAGUCCAAGUUCCAGGAACUCAAACUCGAAGUUUCUGCUAUGUCUCUGACAUGGUUGAUGGCCUUAUCCGUCUAAUGGAAGGGGAAAACACUGGUCCAAUCAACAUUGGGAACCCAGGUGAAUUUACAAUGAUUGAACUUGCCGAGAAUGUUAAAGAGCUGAUUAAUCCAGCAGUGGAGAUAAAGAUGGUUGAGAACACUCCUGAUGAUCCUCGUCAGAGAAAACCAGACAUAACAAAAGCAAAGGAAUUGCUAGGUUGGGAACCAAAGGUCAAGUUGCGCGAUGGCCUUCCUCUUAUGGAAGAGGAUUUCCGUCAAAGGCUUGGGGUUGCCAAGAAGAACUAAACUUGUUUCUACUGAUUCACUUCGUGUCAUAAUGGAUAUUUCGAUAGUAACUGGGAUGAGUCUCUUAGUGUUAGAUAUUUCAUAUUGAAAAUUAUGGGGAGGGAGUUAUAAUGGUCUGUUAUAAGUUCCAUUGAAAAGGCGUUUCUUGUGUAUUGAGCUCUUUGCUUCCAGGGUAUAUUCAUCUCGUUUGAGUGGAUCUCUUUGUUUGUAUGAAUAAUUUACAUGUCAAUGAAUUCUUAUAAAUCUAU
Molecule: messenger RNA, 1476 nt
Organism: Gastrolobium bilobum
Lineage: Eukaryota; Viridiplantae; Streptophyta; Magnoliopsida; Fabales; Fabaceae
Product: UDP-glucuronic acid decarboxylase 5-like
Exons: 13
Coding region: 188-1228 (346 amino acids)
Biological process (GO): D-xylose metabolic process
Cellular component (GO): cytoplasm
Molecular function (GO): NAD+ binding; UDP-glucuronate decarboxylase activity
Source: RefSeq, a predicted model, not a curated record